Molecule: messenger RNA, 1371 nt
Organism: Phaedon cochleariae (mustard beetle)
Lineage: Eukaryota; Metazoa; Arthropoda; Insecta; Coleoptera; Chrysomelidae
Source: the annotation of a GenBank genome assembly
AUGGGGGCUGUCCUAGGCCUUUGUUCUGCUGCACAGCUGGCAUGUUGCUGUGGCAGCGCUGCUUGUUCCCUAUGCUGUUCAGCAUGCCCUUCUUGCAGAAAUUCCACAUCCUCAAGAAUUAUGUAUGCCCUCAUGUUACUAUUGAGCACUAUUGCAGCCUGUAUUACACUGUCUCCAGGCUUGCAAGAUGCUAUGAAGAAGGUACCAUUCUGCAAGACCAACAGUACUUCAUUUGUGCAAGAUACAUUACCAAAAAUAGACUGUGCUGGUGCUGUUGGAUAUCUUGCUGUUUACAGAAUCUACUUUGUUUUAACAUGUUUCUUUGCUCUGAUGGCAUUGAUGAUGAUUGGUGUUAAAAGCUCAAAAGAUCCCAGAGCUGGUAUCCAAAAUGGAUUUUGGGGAUUGAAGUAUCUUCUAGUCAUUGGAGGUAUCAUAGGAGCCUUUUUCAUUCCUCAAGGGUCUUUUGGCAUCACUUGGAUGUACUUUGGGAUAAUAGGUGGUUUUUGUUUCAUUUUAAUUCAGCUUAUACUUAUUGUUGAUUUUGCACAUUCCUGGGCUGAGGCUUGGGUUGGAAACUAUGAAGAGACAGAGUCUAAGGGCUGGUAUUUUGCCCUAAUUGGUAUGACUUUGCUCAAUUAUGCUUUGAGUAUCGCUGGAAUUGUACUCCUGUAUGUGUACUUUACCAAGUCAAGUGGGUGUGAUUUGAACAAAUUCUUUAUUUCUAUCAACAUGAUAAUCUGUGUUAUUGUGAGUGUCAUCUCAGUGCUUCCAUCUGUUCAGGACAAGCUGCCGAGGUCAGGCCUGCUGCAGUCUUCUGUGGUCACCUUGUAUGUGACUUAUCUAACUUGGUCUGCAGUAUCAAACUCUGCCAAAGAGUGUAAUCCUGGUAUUUGGGGCAUUGUUGGAAACACAUCUACCAGCAACAACAGAAUUGAUAUUGUUGGCUUAAUCAUCUGGAUGUGCUGCGUUCUGUAUUCCUCACUGAGAUCUGCUAGUAAUUCUUCUAAAAUCACCAUGUCUGAAAACAUGUUGGCCAAGGAUACUGGAGCAGUACGUGGCUCCGGAACCGACAAUUUAGUUGAGAAUGAAGGUAAUGAUGGUGGAGAGAGUGGACAAGGCAAGAAAGUAUGGGACAAUGAAGAUGAAACUGUAGCUUACAGCUGGAGCUUUUUCCAUGUUAUGUUCGCCUUAGCAACUUUGUAUGUGAUGAUGACGUUGACCAAUUGGUACAAUCCCAAUUCGAAUUUGGACGAUUUCAGUUACAAUGCUGGUUCCAUGUGGAUCAAGGUGAUUUCUAGUUGGUUAGCCUUGACUUUGUAUGGCUGGACCCUACUGGCUCCUAUCAUAUUGGCAGACCGGGAAUUCAACUAA